This is a messenger RNA of Nilaparvata lugens (brown planthopper), 4238 nucleotides long. Its product is annotated as bumetanide-sensitive sodium-(potassium)-chloride cotransporter. Gene Ontology annotation, biological process: chloride ion homeostasis; potassium ion homeostasis; cell volume homeostasis. Bases 44 to 3277 code for a protein of 1077 amino acids. The record is from RefSeq and is a predicted model, not a curated record. Gene Ontology annotation, cellular component: membrane. Lineage: Eukaryota; Metazoa; Arthropoda; Insecta; Hemiptera; Delphacidae. The transcript has 20 exons. Gene Ontology annotation, molecular function: sodium:potassium:chloride symporter activity.
CAGAAGCUGAGCUGACGAGUCGCCAGUCGAGACAUUCAUAUGAAUGAAACUACAAACUUCCAACAUGUGGUACAAGAGACUGUUGAAAAUGUCGGGCCGUUUCAACGUGCAAAAAGUGGGUCACGACAAUGCGGGCCUCACACUGGACGAGGGCGUCAUCCACACGGGGCGUGCUGGACUGUCGCCGGAUGCGGUGUCGUCCGACAACCUGCCGACAGGCAACGACCGUAAGACCUCGUUCACACACUACACACUCGAAGCGCUGCCUCGGCCCGAAUACUACAAGAGCAGCGGGUCCGGUGUGAAGCGGCCGUCACUCGGCGAGCUGUGCGGCGAGGAGGUGGUCUUCUCCAAGGAGACAUACAAAGACCCGAUCAAACCGAAUGUGCACAAUGUGGAGGCAUCCGGUCCGGAGGACCAAACUGAUGAGCAGGAGCACACAGGUGGCAUUAAGCUGGGCUGGAUCAAUGGAGUGCUGGUGCCCUGCCUGCUCAACAUCUGGGGCGUCAUGCUGUUCCUGCGUCUGUCUUGGGUGGUCGCACAGUCUGGCAUCUCUGGUACCCUCAUCAUCAUUGCCAUCUCUUCAGUGGUAUGCAUCAUCACCACACUCUCAUUGUCAGCCAUAUGCACCAAUGGAGAGGUCAAAGGAGGUGGAAUUUACUACAUAAUUUCGCGUUCGCUGGGUCCUGAGUUCGGUGCAUCGGUGGGUGUGAUCUUCGCCUCAGCCAACGCGGUCAGUGUCUCCAUGAACACGAUUGGCUUCUGCAAUUCGCUCAACGAUCUGCUCGCCGAACACGGACUGCAGAUCAUCGACGGUGGCGACAACGAUGUGCGCAUCAUUGGUGUCAUCACCAUCUGCAUCAUGACUGUUAUCUGCGCCGUUGGCAUGGAGUGGGAAUCCAAGGCGCAAAACUUUCUCAUAGUUGUGAUUAUAGCGGCCAUCUUUGAUUUCCUGAUUGGUGCCUGUUUGGGACCAAGUAGUGAUUUGGAUCGUGUCAAAGGCUUCACUGGUCUCAGUACUGAAGUUUUCCAAGAAAAUUGGGGUGCAAACUACCGGAAAAGUGAGGGAGACGAGCAGAAUUUUUUCACAGUUUUUGCAAUUUUCUUCCCAUCGGUGACUGGCAUUCAGGCUGGAGCGAAUAUUUCUGGUGAUCUGAAGGAUCCAAGCAGCGCCAUCCCGAAAGGAACGAUGUUGGCUCUGCUCAUCUCGAUGGUCUCCUACGUGCUGUUUGUGCUAUUCGCCGGUGCGGCGGCGCUACGGGACGCCAGUGGAAUGGUGACCGAAAUGCUUCCCAACGCGACACUGCCCUACUGGAACUGCACCUCUCGAGUCUGCGACUAUGGACUGCAUAACAGUUAUACGGUGAUGCAGUUGAUGUCAUCGAAUGGCAACUUGAUCUAUGCAGGGUGUUUCGCAGCCACCCUUUCCACUGCCCUCACCAACCUGUUAUCUGUGCCAAGGCUGAUCCAGGCGCUGGGCAUAGACCGCAUCUACCCCGGUCUCAUAUUCUUCUCCAAGGGCUACGGACCACACAAGGAGCCCUACCGCGGAUAUGUGCUCACCUUCGUUAUAUCCACACUCUUCCUCAUGAUUGCUCAUCUGAACGUGAUAGCUCCCUUGAUAUCCAACUUCUACCUGGCGUCUUAUGCUCUCAUCAAUUUCUGUACAUUUCAUGCUGGGCUGGUCCGUCCCCUAGGAUGGAGACCAACAUUCAGGUACUACAACACAUGGCUGAGUCUGCUUGGCAGUUUCAUGUGUGUUGUAAUCAUGUUCCUCAUAAACUGGAUCACAUCUCUCCUCACUUUUGUCAUUUUCUUCGCACUCUAUCUUGUUGUCGUCUACAGGAAUCCACAGGUGAAUUGGGGCUCGUCCACACAGGCGCAGACCUAUAAGACGGCGUUGAUGACGGCCUACAAGCUGUCGAAUAGCACGGAGCAUGUGAAGAACUACCAGCCGCAGCUGUUGGUGUUGUCGGGCCAGCCACAGAGUCGCCCACCGCUCAUCGACCUGGCCAGCCUCAUCACUCGCAACAACUCGCUCUGCAUCUGCGCCGAAAUAUGCAAGAACCGUCUGAACUACAAGCUGCGCAGUGUGCGCACGCACAAAGGCAUGUCGUGGCUUGGCGUGCGUAAGAUCAAGAGCUUCUUUGUGGUGGUGGACGGUGUGCGCAUGUUUGACGCGGGCGCGCGCGCACUCAUGCAGACGUCGGGCGUCGGGCGCAUGCGUCCCAAUGUUCUCAUGAUGGGCUACAAGAACAACUGGCAGUCCUGUCCCAGCGAGGAGAUGUUCUCCUAUUUCAACACGUUGCACGACGCGUUUGAGAAUCGCCUGGCUGUGAUUAUAUUGAAGAUGGCCGAUGGGCUGGACUCAUCACCGUUUUCGGGGGAGAAUGACCUCGACCUGGACAGCGGCUCCACUCUGGACCUGACGGUUGGCGGUGGUGACGUCAUCAGUCAUACCGGCAGCCUCCUCCACAAUGACUCCUCCACAAGCCUCAACAUGCCGCUGCAGCAGAAUGUUCUCUCACAAACCUCGCUGACUAUUUCUGGCUCAAAAACAAACAACAAUUCAGCGAGACCAAUUGUUAUACCGACCAAUGCAGUAAGCAAUCACUCUCCCAAACCAUCUGAUAUUCUCAGGAAGAAAAUGGCUUCUGAAAUCAUACAUAAUUAUCCGGACGGCCAACAAAUACGUAAGGAUGAGUUGGAGUCGAUGAUGUUCUUUGCAAAAAAGCAGAAAGGCACCAUCGAUGUUUGGUGGCUGUAUGACGAUGGCGGUUUGACGAUACUGUUGCCCUAUAUUCUGAGCACGAGAAGCAGUUGGUCGGACUGCAAGUUGAGGGUGUUCGCCUUAACCAACCGCCAUCAUGAACUGAAGAGUGAGGAAUUGUGCAUGGCUAGCCUCCUGUCCAAGUUCAGAAUCGACUACUCCAGUUUGACUAUGAUUCACAACAUCACUGAUCCACCCGAAACAAAAACACAACAAUUUUUUGACUCACUUAUAAAAAAUUUCAGGAACAACAAUGGUGAGACAGUGAUAGAAGAUGCUGAGUUGGAGAGUUUGAGAGAGAGGACCAACCGUCAACUGAAACUCAGAGAGCUGCUCCUCAAGCAUUCAAACGACGCUUCACUCAUUGUCAUGUCUCUUCCGAUGCCGAGGAAAGGCAUGGUGUCAGCUGGUCUGUACAUGGCCUGGCUGGAGGCGCUCACAAGGGACAUGCCACCGUUCUUGCUGGUACGCGGCAACCAGCAGUCAGUACUAACGUUCUACUCAUGAGCAGAGAAGGCCUGGGCAAAAGAAGAAGAAGAAGAAGAAGAAGAAGAAGAAGAAGAAGAAGAAGACGCAGUGGCAGAAAGUGGUUGCUAUAGUGAGGUCCACGUUUUAUAGGCAGUAUUUGUUUAAUGUUGGUGUUGCUAUCCUUGUCUAUCAAACGACAAAGCCGAUCCUUUUCUAACUCUAUAACGUUGCCAGAUCGCUUCCAACAAUGUAGAAAUAUAAUUAAUUGAUCUCAUUUAUGAAAAUUUACAUUGAGAAAUAUAUUUUCUCGACGAAUAGAAUAUAUAAUUGAUUAUAUCAAAGAAUAAUGAACAAUUAUUAUUAACGAAAAUCCCAAUUAGAUGCUGUGAAUCACUCCCAAAGACGUCUGCUACUGCAAAUAUUGACAACAGGGUAAAUAGCUAGAUGGAAAUUUGAUGAUUGAAUUCCCGGGCUGACAAAUAAUUUUUGUAUAGUGGCGCUCUUCGAAUUUCCAUCCAGCUGUUUACCCUGUUGUCAAUAUUUGCAGUAGCAGACGUCUUUGGGGGUGAUUUAGAGCAUCUAAUUGAGAUUUUCGUUUAGUAAUAAUUGUUAAUUCAUUAGUAUUUGAACAAAUACAAUUUCUAAUUUAUUUCCAUCUGAAGAAUGGCCAGUUAAUAUUACUUCAGAUAUGCCGGUAUCAGCUAUAUUCUAUAGAAGGCAGUAGCAAGGCAGAGAAUCGGCAAAGCUGUUCUCCUAUCUUUCUCCACUGUCAUUAUAACGUGGACCUGACUAUGAGAAAGGCUACCAUACUUACUACCCAGAAUCCUCAUUUCUUGCUAUCUAUUUUUCUGGUCCAAUUUCCACUUGCAUAAAUAAGAGUUGUGACCUGCCUUGAAGUAUUUAUAAUAUUUGCCUUGAGAAGACAAAGUCUACAAUACAAAGGAAAAUAUGUGAUGGUGAUCUAAAUGUAACUGUAAAUAAAAAUCAUUAGAUAUCGCAC